GCGAGGAAGUUACUGUCACAAUUAACUCAAUACUUUACUUUGGGGUUCAGGAACUACGAAAUCUCCACAUUCAAGUGAAAGUCAUGCAGUUGUGCAGGUCCUUGCUGCUUUAUUUCCUCGUCUGUGUAUGUGCUGCGUCUAAUCCGAGAAACGCGAAAUCGUCCGAUAAUCUUAUACAUUUGGAGCACUUAGAUUCACUCCAUCAGAACAUCAGAUUCCAGCUGAAACCCCACGGGGGUCUGGGUGGGUUUGAACCGGGUGAUAUCGCUCCGGCGUUUAGAGUUCAGACUCUGGACGGAGUGUUUGUUUAUCCUCCUCAGAACGAGUCGAGAUCAGCUCUCAUCGUUCACGCAUUCACGAAUAAAUCCGCUUUUCUCGAGUGUCUGUGGACGUGGAACGAGUCCCUGUCCGAUCUGCUGGAGCAUCUGCCUCCCAGGGCUCAAGUCCUGUUCCUGUCUCUGGAUGAGACCGCAGCACGUGAUGCUGUCUGGAUGAGAGAGCAGGUGUACAGAGCCACUUUUCACAGGGGUAAAGAGAUCUUGUCCAGAUUGUAUUUCUCUCCUGUACCCGUGUAUGCUUUGGGUAACUGGAUACCCAGAGUUCUGUACUCGUGGGGUUGCGGCGGCCACAACUGUGGCCUCGCUCAGGUGGUUUUUACCUCUUCGGACUGGAGCAUCCCUUUGGUUUCCAAGCGUUUGAAUGCAAGAUACGACUGGCUGAAUGGGCACUGGGGUGCAGAUCCGUACAUACUGUUGGAUGCAGGUGAUGGCUGUAAACCGGAUGCCUCCAUCAAAGGUGCUGUUGCCUGGAUAUCUGAAGGUGGCUGCUCGUUCUUUACAAAGAUUAAAAACAUGGCAGAAUCCAAUGCUACGGGGGUUCUGGUGUACGCCCUGCCUGGGAAUCCCAUACAGGACAUGAACUGCAUCGGGGAUGAAUGUUCCACCUCCCUCAACAUCCCUGCAUCUAUGGUCCAUGUAGAACCCAGUGUCGUACAAGCACUACGAUUGGGGAAAAAGGUGAACGUGACAAUCCAGAUUACACCGUCUCCAAACUUCUUCUUUGCGAUCAACCAGCAGGGGGCGCUGUCUGGGAUGGGCUGGUUUCUCUACCCGACCUUUAGAUUCAUUGCCUGGCAGGCUCAGUGGUUUGAUUUUGAUGAUGGUUUGCAGGAGCGCCUGAAAAGUCCUGCAAGUGUAGUGUCAGUAUUUAACCGCAGUCUGAUGCAGGGAGAGAUGGGAGCUCAGGCAGCGGUGGAUCUUCCUGCAGACCUGUUGGAUUAUGAAGUUCUGGAGUUGGACGCCUCUCUGUCGUGUCCCGGCCGCAGGGACGAGACGUGUGCUCAUUGGGAUCACACUGUGCAGUUGCAUGUGUGCUGCGAUCGAACCAGCCCGUACUGUAACCUGGAGCUCGGCCGCUGGAUAACAGCCUUCCGCAGAGGAACAGGUCAUUGGCUGACGGAUGUGUCCUCUUUGAUUCCUCUGUUAAAUAACGGCACCUGCAUGCUUACCAUGAAGACUGUGCCCUGGGCCAUGCCGUGGAUGGCCUCUCUCAAUCUCCGCUUCAGUCGUAGCAACCGGACAGGAAAUCACUCGGAAAGACUCUACCCCUUCCAGGUCAUUCCACUCUUCAGUGGAGGAACGUUUGACAAGGCUUAUAACAACAGAUACCAUGAAAUUAAGUUCAGUCUUCCAGCUUCCACUAAGAAGGUGGAGUUAUACGCUGUCAUCACAGCUCACGGGUACGACGAGAACUUCUGCGGUGAAUUCUGUGUGACGUCACACCACUUUCUGAUCAACAGAUCUGUGAAUAACAGCCUCAUAUUUGACACCGCAGGAUCACCUCUGGGUUGUGCCAUGCGGGUACCUGAAGGGGCGGUGCCAAAUGAGCACGGCACCUGGUUAUACGGCCGCGGAGGGUGGUGCGAUGGGCUCCAGGUGGAUCCGUGGAGGACAGACAUCACCUCCCAGCUGGAUAUGGGUGAAACCAAUUCGGUUCUUUACUUUGGACUCUUUGAGGGACGCAACCCAAAUCCAAAGAAAGAUCCAGGCUAUAUUAUCAUGUACUCCUAUCUUGUGUAUUAUAAAUAAUCUUACAUGCCUCCAUGGAUGCACGGAAGGAAAACUUGACAAAAACAGUUCUCAAUUCUCAGUUGCAUCUUUAAAACAGCAUUAGCCGCUCAUUUUCGUGCUUGUAGAAUCAUUCAUUUUAGUUUUAUGGUUGGUUUUAUUAUUGCCAUUUGCUGCUGUUUUUUGCCUAAAAGAGCUCUUUUAUUAAGGUAGAAUAUGACAAUGAAUCAAUUUCUAAAUGUUUGGAGCUUUUUAUUGUUUUACAGUGUUUUAUUACAUUUUUAGAGAAAUUAAUAUAAUCUCAGUUUUAUUUAAUAAGUCUUAAGAUGCACAUAAUGUUGAAAAUGUUGCAAUUGGACAUCUUGCCCCGUCUUCUUCAACUGACGUGGAAGGAGAUUACAAACCUGAGAUCUUCAUCCUUUAGAAAAUUACUUUUCAUUUUCAAGGAUGGAGUCAUUAUUUUGUGAAUUGACCCUUUGUGACUGUCAUUGUCUGACUAGUUCAAUACUUUAAGAAGUCAGACUUUAGAUUGUAUGUUAAAUUUGAAUUUAUUUAUUGUUAAACUUAAACAAUGUAUUUUUAAACCUUGUUGCCUAUAAUUAGAGAUGGAGACACAAGGAUGUGGUGUGAAAGGUUUGUGUGAAACUGUGACGUAUAUGUGCGUCACAGAUAACAAUAUAGACUAUACAAUAGUGCAAGUGACUUGAGUUUGCAUUAGUUAAUAGCUAAUGUCUGUAAUUAAUGCACACUCAAGUCACUUUCACUAUUGUAUAGUCUAUAUUGUUAUCUGUUCAUAACCACCUGUACAUUAAUGUUCACAGUAUAUAGCCUUCUGUAUAUAUUGUUCAUAGUACAUACCGACUGUCAUAUUUUCAUAGUACAUGGCCAUUGUAUAGUAUUUUCCUAAUAUUGUAUUCUGUAUUUAUUCACACUGUAUAUCCUGCACUUGCUAAUUGCACUUCUGGUUAGACUUAAACUACAUUUCGUUACACUGUACUUGUAUAUGUGUAAUGACAAUAAAAUUUAAUCUAAUCUAA
This is a messenger RNA of Triplophysa dalaica, 3103 nucleotides long. RefSeq lists its product as uncharacterized. The record is from RefSeq and is a predicted model, not a curated record. Gene Ontology annotation, molecular function: oxidoreductase activity, acting on paired donors, with incorporation or reduction of molecular oxygen, reduced ascorbate as one donor, and incorporation of one atom of oxygen. Lineage: Eukaryota; Metazoa; Chordata; Actinopteri; Cypriniformes; Nemacheilidae. The transcript is spliced from 12 exons. The coding region runs from base 84 to 2087 and encodes 667 amino acids.